Molecule: messenger RNA, 405 nt
Organism: Exophiala bonariae
Lineage: Eukaryota; Fungi; Ascomycota; Eurotiomycetes; Chaetothyriales; Herpotrichiellaceae
Gene: SOH1
Product: suppressor of hpr1
Exons: 1
Coding region: 1-405 (134 amino acids)
Biological process (GO): regulation of transcription by RNA polymerase II
Cellular component (GO): mediator complex; core mediator complex
Molecular function (GO): transcription coregulator activity
Source: RefSeq, a predicted model, not a curated record
AUGGAUUCAACUUCGCGUCCAGCGCCAUUAUCACAUCGAUUCACAUUGGAGCUGGAAUUUGUCCUCUGCUUAGCAAAUCCUCAAUAUCUGCAGUAUCUCGCCGUCACUUAUCCACAUCUUCUCAAUCAACCGCAACAUUCAGCCGAUCCCGAAAAUUCAGACGCCGCUUGCUUCGCUCGUUAUCUCAAGUACCUUUACAGCUACUGGCGCACUCCGGAGUAUGUCCAAUAUCUCACUCAUCCUGGUGCCACCUUGAGGAACCUCGAACUUCUCCAACAAGAGCAGUUCCGCAAAGAUGUCAUUCGCCCAGAUGUCAUCAUGAAGCUAUACGAAAUGAGUCCAGCUUCAGAGCAGGAUGCGAAUGGUACUGCGAAUUCCCAGCCAGAGCAAGAAGUGACCGAAUGA